This is a messenger RNA of Telopea speciosissima, 423 nucleotides long. RefSeq names its product calcium-binding protein KIC-like. The record is from RefSeq and is a predicted model, not a curated record. The transcript has a single exon. Lineage: Eukaryota; Viridiplantae; Streptophyta; Magnoliopsida; Proteales; Proteaceae. Gene Ontology annotation, molecular function: calcium ion binding. The coding region runs from base 31 to 414 and encodes 127 amino acids.
GUUGUUGCAGUGGCAGUGAAAAUUGAGAAAAUGGAGAACAGGGGAAUUUCAUCAUCAUCAACGAUUGAAGGUUUUACGAAUGAGUACGAGGAUCUGUUGCCGGUGAUGGCAGAGAAGCUGGAUGUGGAGAGUUUUAUGUCGGAGCUGUGCCGAGGAUUUCAAGUUCUGGCAGAGCCUGGAAGAGGGGUGAUAACACCGGAGAGCCUGAGGAAGAACUCGUCACUUCUGGGGAUGGAAGGGAUGGAGAAAGAGGAGUCGGAAGCGAUGGUGAAAGAAGGAGAUCUGGACGGUGAUGGAGCAAUUAAUGAGAUGGAGUUCUACAUCUUAAUGGUCAGGCUCAGCCCUGGGAUGAUGCAGGACGCCGAAGCCUUGCUUGAAAAGGCCCUCCAUUGGGAGCUGCGAGACUCUGUUUAGUUAGUUUUU